AUGUCCGAAAGAGACAGAAACGACAUGAUCAAGGAAGCGCAGAACAAGAGAUUGAGUUAUCAUGGACGGGAUCAACAGGAGUCGGGCCAGAAGUCAACCCCUGAUCAGGUCGAAAACAAGGUUCGUUGUUCCAAGUGCGAGAAGAUUCAUGUUGGAGAGUGCUUGAAUGGAACAGAUGUUUACUACAUGUCUAAGAAGACAGGGCAUUUUGCUAGGGAUUGUCCUCAGCUCAAGGAGCCAACCAAAGGAAGGAUUCAGCAGUUACUACAGAACAGGGAGCAAGAGAGAGUAUCCGAGCAUUCAACAGUUAGAGUGCAGCUCGUCUACAAACAAUUCCGGGAACUCGGACCCACAGAGUUUAAAGGCACUACAGAUCCGAUCGCUGCAGAGGGAUGUAUCCGAUCUCUGAAAAUGAUCUAUGAUUUUAUGCAACUUACGGACGCGGAUAAGGUUAGGUGCGCGAUAUUCAUGCUCCGGGACGAUGCUCGAGUAUGGUGGGAGGGUGCACGACUAACUGUGGACUUGACUACGUUGACUUGGGCUGAUUUUAAGGAGAUAUUCUACGGGAAAUACUUCACCGUUGACAACAGAACACGGUUGGCACAGGAAUUCUUGGAGCUCCGCCAAGGAGAUCUGUCGGUGGCGGAGUACGUCAGAAGAUUUGAGAGAGGAUGCUACUUCGUACCCAUGAUUGCCAGCCCACCAGUGGAGGAGCUGAAGCACUUUACAGAAGGAUUGAGGGCGGCCAUUCGCCAUGAUGUCAGAUUAUGUCGGGUCACCACAUUCAGAGAGGUAGUUGAUCAGGCACUGAUGUCCGAAAGAGACAGAAACGACAUGAUCAAGGAAGCGCAGAACAAGAGAUUGAGUUAUUAUGGACGGGAUCAACAGGAGUCGGGCCAGAAGUCAACCCCUGAUCAGGUCGAAAACAAGGUUCGUUGUUCCAAGUGCGAGAAGAUUCAUGUUGGAGAGUGCUUGAAUGGAACAGAUGUUUACUACAUGUCUAAGAAGACAGGGUAUUUUGCUAGGGAUUGUCCUCAGCUCAAGGAGCCAACCAAAGGAAGGGCGCAAGAGUUUGAUGUGAUUCUCGGAAUGGACUGGCUGGUUCGGUAUGAGGCAGUCAUUGAUUGCAAACAACAAACGGUUAAGUUGAAGCUACCAAAUGAAGAAUUCUUUAUUUUUCAUGCAGUUCCACAACUGGCCAUUCCCCACGUAAUUUCUGUAUGUAAAGCCCAACAGAUGCUAAGUAAGGGAUGUGAGGGUCUUCUCGUCAACAUUAUGGUUAAAUCAGAGACUCGACGACCAAGUUUGGAGGAGGUGGAGGUAGCUCGUGAUUUUCCAGAAGUGUUCCCAGAGGAUAUUGCAGGGCUACCCUCGGAUCGCGAGGUGGAGUUUGGAAAAGAACUGUUACCGGGAACCACCCCAGCGUCAAAAGCACCAUACUGA
This is a messenger RNA of Zingiber officinale, 1443 nucleotides long. RefSeq lists its product as uncharacterized. The transcript has 5 exons. The record is from RefSeq and is a predicted model, not a curated record. Lineage: Eukaryota; Viridiplantae; Streptophyta; Magnoliopsida; Zingiberales; Zingiberaceae. Bases 1 to 1443 code for a protein of 480 amino acids.